CUAUUUUUUAUUUUUAUUUUUUUUCAAUCUAAAUAUAUAUUCUUUGUUUUUCUUAUCUAUAAAAAAAAUCACCACCACAUUGGUGGUCGUCUCGAUUCUCCCUCUCGAAAUCAGAACUGAUAGAGGGGGAGAAUCGGAGAAAGUAUCACGAUGGAUCCAUCCCAUGAUGGCAGAGAACAUCAUCCAAAAGGAUCUUUCUCCUAUGAGCCCUCUUCCCACAUGCACGGUCAUGGUUCACAAUCACCAUCCAUGGCGGCACCACCAAACAUGAUGUAUUACUCACCAGGAAUGGGAUACGAGCCACCUCUCAAAGGUUAUCCUCCAAGAUAUGACCCAUACCCUAAUGACUACCCUCCACAACCUCCAAGAUAUGACCCAUACCCUCCACAACCUCAAGUAUACCAUUACCCCGCAGGCCCAUACUUCAACGAUCCACCCACCCAUCACGACACUGGUGAAAACAAAGCCUUCUAUCGUGGUUUCCUAAUAUGUUGCUGUGUAUUAUUAACCGGCCUCUUCGUUGCCACCCUUGUCAUGGCGCUAAUUAUGCACCCCAAACUACCCACUUACACCGUUAAUUCCCUCUCCGUCGCCAACUUCAACGCCUCUACUACGCUAACCGCGGAUUGGAACACCACCUUCUCCAUUCAAAACGUCAACGACAAGCUUAGCGGGUUCUUAUCCGACUUCAAGGUGGAUCUGUUGCACAAAAACGACGUUUUAGCUAUGAGUUACGUACCCGAUUUCGAGUUGGACAAGAAGGAGGUUAAGCGAAUCGACUCGAAGAUGUCGUCGAUUGGGUUUUCGUUUUUGACGCCGGACAUGCAUGAGAUGGUGAAGGAACAAGCCAGUGGCUCCGUUUCGCUCAUUCUGAGGAUUGCUUCCAUGGUGGAGUUCAAGUCUAGCACAUUUACCACAAGAAUGUCGUUGGUACUAGCGAUUUGUGACGGCUUGAAGGUUGUCUUUCAGAACAAGACCGGUAACGGCGAGUUGGACAAUGAAGGAAAGCCCAUUAGUUGCCAACUUUAUAUGUGAAAAUAUGCAGUGCCUCAUGCUUGGGUAGUUUAUCUCGUAAGCAACAAAUUCGAUUGAAAUUUAUCAAUCGUAUUUCAUUUAUUUAUUCUAUUCGAGAAGUUAUCAUUUAAUAACACCGGUGCAUGCAACAACUCAAUCCUCAACUUGGAGAUGAGGUCCAAAAUGAUGAUACUACUUAUCCAAAAAAUUCAAUUCCUUAACUACGUUCUGUGGGAUGUAUUUCAUUCUAUUAUAUCUUCUAUAAACAAUGGAGGGAUGUGGCCACCUUCAAUGUUUUGACCAAAUAGUAACCAACGUGCUUUGUGUUUGCGUUACACAUAAUAAGAAUCCCAUAAUACAAUGCCAAAAGAGAACACAUUAACCUUUUUUGAGACCUUAUUGCUGCUGCCAUUCAGAAGCUGGUGCCAUCCUAGUUAGUGUGUCCCACGCACACCACCAGUAACCAAAGUAUUUCGCUUAAUUUUUGAUAAGCAAAAAUCACCAGCCUUGCGUAUUGGACGUAAAGGAUCUUUCAAGUUUACAACAAAUUGUCACAUUUUAAGUCAAAAUGCACAGUGUUUUUUGAGUGCAAAUAUUCCACUCCAAAAGCAGCACCCAUUGCAAUUAUCAGCCGCUUGCGAUGAUCAAGAUAUACAUGCCUAAGAGAACCAUCUACCAUAUAUUCUGCCACAGUGGCCAUUGUACCACCUGUUCCAUGCUGUACCACACCAUAAAAUGCAACCACAUUUGGAUGAUGAAGCUUGGAAAAGAAUGUCAGCUUCCCGACAAAACUCCACAGUCAAUCUCUCUUGUUCAGAUGACUGACUCGUGAAGCAGGUCUUCAUUAUUCUUUUAAUAGCAACAUCUGUUCCUCUCCAUUUUCCAUUUCAUCUUCAAUCUUUGCCUUAACCCCAAAUUUUCCAUCUUCUUCCUCAUCAGGUCAUUCCGUUCGCCUCUUCAUUGUACCUUAUAUCUUCGUCCAAUCAUUAUGUUCAUCCUCUCAAGCACACAAUUUCAUCACACAAUAUCUCCAUCUUCACCAACACCUCUUCUUCAUCCACUCCAAUGUUCAACAUCACACACCUAAUUCUCAACCCAAUAUCGUCAAUCAUCUCUCACACAUACCAAACACAAGCAACAUAAAAAACAGCAAACCCCAUUUCAACCGGUAUCCACAACAAGAAAACCCAAUUAAUCAUCACAUUUUCAUCUAGUACCCACAACGAGAAAGAGUAGGAAGAAUGUUGAACAACAAUCGAGGAGGAAGAUUGGUGGUAACAUCGGUGGUGCUGUUGGCUAACAACACAGCUUGGCAGAGGUGUAGUAACGUUGGCGGUCACGUUCGACUCUGACACGAAGGAAAAGGUGAGGUUGCAGCACCCUAGCUUCACGACUUGGGAAGGGAGAUCCAUGGCGGCUUGUGAAACCCUAGGGAUUCGGGAAGAGGAUGCGCUGAGGAGGAAAAGGGGAGCAGCAUCAUCGACUUUAAUGGGCAGCGAGUUGCAGUAGUUUCUUGAAGAAUCCUUCUCCCUGGUGUUGGAGCUUCCUUACUUCCUUUCGAUCUGCGAGUAGCACCACCAGCCAUGCCAUCAUCUGCGUCCGAGGACGUUAUCAAAUGUAGAAGUUAUUUAAACCGGAAUUUGCAAUCUAGUUAAUAUUUUCCAAGUGUAGUUACCGAGCUGCACAAUCCGGUAUAUAAUUCUA
Vigna radiata var. radiata (mung bean) is the source of this 2718-nucleotide messenger RNA. RefSeq lists its product as uncharacterized. The record is from RefSeq and is a predicted model, not a curated record. The transcript has a single exon. Gene Ontology annotation, cellular component: plasma membrane. The coding region runs from base 151 to 1035 and encodes 294 amino acids. Lineage: Eukaryota; Viridiplantae; Streptophyta; Magnoliopsida; Fabales; Fabaceae.